Molecule: messenger RNA, 456 nt
Organism: Momordica charantia (bitter melon)
Lineage: Eukaryota; Viridiplantae; Streptophyta; Magnoliopsida; Cucurbitales; Cucurbitaceae
Source: RefSeq, a predicted model, not a curated record
AUGUAUCACAAAACAAGAUCUGUCACAGUUGUUAUCUUCCUCGUCUCGGAGGUUUUUGCCGUCCUUCAACUAGGCACAGCUGCUUCGCUUUCUUCAGCCUUGCUCCCGAAGUGGCACAUUCAUGUGGUUAAUGGUUUGAGUAAAGUGACUUUGUUCGUGCACUGCAAGUCAAAGGAUGAUGAUCUAGGUGUUCAUAAUCUCGUUACUCGUGGAGAUGAGUUUCAGUGGACGUUUCAGGUCAACUUUUGGGCAACGACACUCUAUUGGUGCUAUUUGAAGAAGCCGAAUGCCGAUGUGUCGUUUGAAUCAUUCUGGGUAGAGCAAACUCAUAUGUGGCUUCAAUACCGGUGCACUGAUAAAAAUUGUAUUUGGACUGCCAAAGAUGAUGGAAUCUACUUGAGAAACAAUCCCGAUGGUGUCGAUGAGCGUAUUCAUGAGUGGAUCAAUGAAACUUAG